UGUAAAAAUCCUUUAUUCUUUCUGCACAUAAUUUAAAUCUGCAGUCCCAAGAAAGACCAAUUUUUAACUAUACGCAUAUAUUUUAGACCAUAAUUCGGUGUUUUAUCAACACAUGCAAUUGUUAGUACUCUUUCACUGUGAACAAUCUUUGAGGCAGGGGCGAAGCUACAUGAUUUAAAGAUGGUUCAAUUGAAAUUAUGCUGUGCAAUUAGAGGCUUCUAGUAUAGUGACAAACGUGUUGGCUCAAAAAUUGAUUUAGGUUGCAGGUAUAAAUCUCAAGUGUAACAUUCUUGCAUUUUUUUUAUUUUUUUGUGAGACCCUUAAUAGAAUUCCUGACUCCGUUAGUGUGGACUUUUUCCAUCCAUGGGGGAUUGGAUAACUGGAGCCUUAAUCAAUUUGUUGGGAAGCAUUUUCAUCAACUUUGGAACCAACCUCCUUAAAUUAGCUCAUGAUGAGAGAAAUUUAAGGGCUAGAAUGAAGCCCAUUAUAUACUUCCAAGCAUGGAGAAUUGGUAUUCUCUUCUUUACAAUUGGAAAUUGUCUCAAUUUCAUUUCAUUUGGCUAUGCUGCUCAAUCACUUCUAGCAGCUUUAGGAUCUAUACAGUUCAUCUCAAACAUCGGUUUCGCGUACUUCAUAUUGAACAAAACAGUGACAAUCAAAUUACUGUUAGCCACAGCUUUUGUUGUUGUUGGAAACAUUUUCCUUGUAGCCUUUGGUAACCAUCAGUCCCCUGUUUACACAACAGAGCAAUUGAGUGAAAAUUACACCAACGUUAUAUUUCUGGUGUACUGUCUCAGUUUGGUCUUAGUUGUUGUUUUACAUCAUUCAAUUUACAAAAGAGGAAAAGGGCAAAUGCUGGUUCCAUUUUCAUAUGCAGUUGUUUCUGGUGCAAUCGGAUCGUGUUCAGUAUUGUUCGCCAAGUCUCUUUCAAACAUGUUAAGAUUGUCAAUGUCAUCGAGUGGUGGUGGUGAUUAUUCAACUUUGCACAGCGGGUUUACGUAUUCAAUGCUGUUGAUGUUUCUAAGUACAGGUGGAUUUUGGAUGGCAAGGUUAAACGAAGGGCUUUCGCGAUUUGAUGCAAUACUUAUUGUCCCUAUGUUUCAAAUAGCUUGGACGUUUUUCUCUAUUUGUACUGGAUUUGUCUACUUUGAGGAAUACAAGGUGUUUGAUGCUUUAAGAACAAUAAUGUUCGUUCUUGGAAUGAUUUCUGUUUUUAUUGGCAUUUAUUUGCUAGCACCGGAUGAUGAAGUAUUGAAGGAUGGUUCUUUGGCAGUAUCAAAAACUUCGAAUUUGUCCCAGGAUGUGGAGAGACUGUUCAUGCCAUCUGAUCAAAUUAAGGAUAUAGAUAUCAUUUGGACGAGAUAUGCUGAUGAAAAUUGCUGAUGUGCUGCAUUAUGGUAUCAACUUGGACUACGAGAGGACUAGUGACAUUGGGUUGUGGUGAUGGACAUGACAAUGGCACGGGCAAUUAUCUCUCGUCGAAAAUUUAUAUCAUGUACAUAAAAGAUAUUUUUUUUUGUGUGUAUAUAUAUAUUGGUAAAUUCCUUUUGACAGAAGUGAAGCUUCUACUGUAUUGGCACAAAAGUAGCUUGAAAUUUUGUUUUAGGUUGCUAAUUAAACUCCAACUCAUGAGGUACUGCUGCACCUUUGCAUUUUUGGAAUUUCCUCUGGUAGUGCUUAACAAUAUUGUUAUUUCUUCCUCUUUAUGGAAAAUAAUCAACAACAAGCCAUUACUUUCCCAUCGAAUGUUUGGUAGUUGUA
This is a messenger RNA of Solanum dulcamara, 1761 nucleotides long. RefSeq names its product probable magnesium transporter NIPA8. The transcript has a single exon. Gene Ontology annotation, cellular component: membrane. The coding region runs from base 364 to 1383 and encodes 339 amino acids. Gene Ontology annotation, molecular function: magnesium ion transmembrane transporter activity. Gene Ontology annotation, biological process: magnesium ion transport. NCBI's taxonomy places the organism in Eukaryota, Viridiplantae, Streptophyta, Magnoliopsida, Solanales, Solanaceae. The record is from RefSeq and is a predicted model, not a curated record.